Messenger RNA from Rosa rugosa (rugosa rose), 1166 nucleotides. RefSeq names its product probable acetyltransferase TAP2. The record is from RefSeq and is a predicted model, not a curated record. NCBI's taxonomy places the organism in Eukaryota, Viridiplantae, Streptophyta, Magnoliopsida, Rosales, Rosaceae. The transcript has 3 exons. The coding region runs from base 27 to 293 and encodes 88 amino acids.
UGUGUGUUUAUGGGUUCAAGGAAGUGAUGCCCUUUUCGUUUUAUAUUUGUGGCAGGUGCCCUAUUGCUUCAUUUGAUUUGGAUCGUCAAGUAUCGAAUAAGUUAUUGUUUCCUUGGAAUUUAAGCCACAGCCUUAUUAAAGGAAGCAGAAUUCAUAAGACAUGUCGACUCAAAGCUGGCUUUUGGGAAUCGAUUAAAUCUGGUGCAGUUUUCAGUCAGCAUGUCUUUGCACGAUACAACCUUUUGCUUUAUUUGCACUCAUUUAACCUCAGGAGAAGAAGGAUUGGAGGCUGAUGAGCUAAGAAGGAAUUCUGAUGUCAUGGAGAUCCUAAAGAAGACAAGUUUCCAAAGGUUAUUGGCUCUAGCGCGUUGAAAAACCCAGAAACAACCCUGGAGCAUGAGUAAGAGUCUUGCUCAUCAACUAUUGAUUAAAGACUGAUUACAACUUAAGCAUAUGUAAAAAACGCAUGGUAAUGUUAUCCUCUUUCUAAAUAAACUGGUUUAAAUAGUAUGGUCUAAAUUUUACCUCUUAACUAUCUGUUUCACUCUCUUAUCGAGUACAGAUCAGUUGAAGCUCUCAAAACCACUCUGGAAGGCUCCCUCCUAAUACCAGAGACGAACGAUGCAAGGUCUGAUCCUUUCUAUUUUCGUCAACUUUUUUUUUUUUUUUUUGGAAACCUGAAUAGCCAAUAGAAAACUGAGAAUUUUGGAAUUUUACAGUGUUUAAUUUACUGCUUUUGGUCUGUUUAGUGUGGAACUGAGGACAGUUGCUGAUGACAAAUUGUAGCCCUUUUUUAUGGUUUAAAAUUCCUUCAUAUGAAAUCUUAGUAAUGAUGCACUUUACUGAUUGUAAAUUUAGUUUCCUACAUAAGAAAACUUUGAUGUAGUUUCAUUGCACUGUGUUGCACAAGUUGAAUCUAUAUUGGCACGUUGGUAUUAAUUGAAUAGGUUGCCUUUGCAGGACAAGGUUGCACCUAUGUAAUGGUACACCCAUGAUCACAAGAAUAUAGCAUUUCCAGCUUAUAAAGCUUUUGAGGCUGUCGCGGUUGCUUUACAUAAUAGUUAUUUUUCCAUUUCCCGCCUGUUGAUAACAUCCCUGUGUAUAUCAAUCAAUUAUCGUCUUACAAUGUCAAUCAACUCAUCAACAAUGUCGCCUCAGUUUAUUAA